AUGGCUGAGGGAGCCUCUCUCCCUCCGUCGCCCAUUCCUCAAGACCUUCUUUUCAUUUCAGCGUCUCCGCCUCUAGGCUCAGAUCUGGUUUCCUCUCCGACAGUGUCUCAAUCGAUGUCUGUCGUAGCUCAGUUACCCGCUCCGCUUUGUGAACAGAGCCCAAUUGCAAAAUCUUGUGCUCCCUCACAGCCGGAAAAGCCUGCUUCUUGGACUUCUAAUUUCAAGCCGCAUUUCAAAAAUCUGACGAAGAUUGGUUCGCCUACUGUAUCUUCUGAUGGUAUUCCUCAAAUCCAAGCUCCGGAUUCUAUUAUCUUGACUUCAACUCAGAUGUGGAAAAAUCACAUCAUAGCCUACUUCCAUGGGAAUCCGCCUUCUCCGGCAAAAAUUUUCUCAGAUUUGAAUCCGAUUUGGGGUUUAAAAGGUCGCAUUUCAAUUAAGCAUCACUCCUCAAGUGUCUUUCUCAUCUUAAUCCCUGAUGUCGAGACUAGGAACUGGGUUUUGAAUGUGGGUUUUUCGCAUUCAGGGAAUUGCUCUAUUACUGUUACGCCUUGGGAGGCCUCAACAGCGAUCAGGAAAAUGAAGCUGGUCCAUGCUCCGGUUUGGGUCCUCUUCAGACACGUCCCUCCAGAACUCUUGUCAGAGGUGGGUUUUAGUACAAUCGCUUCUGCAGUGGGGAUUCCGGUUCAUACGGAGUAUCCUAAUAUCAAGCCCUACUCUAAUGGGGUUGUGAAAUUGAGAGUCGUAAUUGAAUUGGCUAAAAAGAGAGCAAAUUCCAUUAGAGUUAAGGAUAAGCUGGGGAAUUCCGCUCUGGUUUUAAUCGAGGUCCUCAAGCUCCCUCCGAGAUGCCGCAAUUGUAGAGAAUUUGGCCACUUGAAUCUUCGUUGUCCUGUUCCCUUAACCAAACCGGUCCUUAAGCCUCCAAACCCUUUGGCACCUUCCCCUAAGGUCUGUCAAAAAGAUUCAUCUUCUGUCUCUGUAUCUGGCUCUUCACAAGUAGCGUCAUCAACGAAUCCUACCUUAGAGAAGGUUCAGGAGGUUGUCAAUGUCUCUUCAGAGAUCAGUUCGCAGGACUGUUCCUCCCCCUUGGCUGGUUCCCUGGAGGCGGAUCCCCCUGAACCCUUACCUGAGCCAAGUCCACCGGAUGAUUUUAUAACGGUUUCAGGCAAGUCUUUGCCCAUCACAGUUCCACAAAUAGUCUCUGAAAAGAGACAGAUGACAUCUCCAGUCUCGUCUACUCAAACUGGAGAGAAGGAAGGAAAAAACAAAGGAGCUCAUUUGGUAUCGAUGAAUCGUUUUAAGGUCCUUCAAGGCUUGGGGUCGUCUACUUUACUAGUCCUCCUGCCUAAAGUUCAGAGAAAAGUUCAAAGGCAGAAAGCGUCUCUAGCCUCUGAAGCUAUGAUUAUUGAUUUUACCCCUGGAUUGGAUCCUGAAGAAGAAGCAGUUUCAGGAUCAGGAAUUGGUUUGAUUGAUCGUUCGGAACAUCCGCCUAUAGCUGAUGUUCCUGUUUUGGAUUCCUAG
Molecule: messenger RNA, 1518 nt
Organism: Microthlaspi erraticum
Lineage: Eukaryota; Viridiplantae; Streptophyta; Magnoliopsida; Brassicales; Brassicaceae
Source: the annotation of a GenBank genome assembly